CCUCUGUCUCGCUCCGCAGCCAUUGGGUCUCCUCCACAAUGAUAUCCCGAGCGUCUGCUCCCUCUGCUGCGUCCGUCGCUCACCUUUCCUCCCGCUCCCUUCGAUCCCAGGCUGUCCGCUCGUUUGCGACCGUCCAGGAGGGAGCACCUCCAGUACACCAUCAUGGCGGCUUAAAGGACCAGGACCGCAUUUUUACAAACCUGUACGGCCACCAUGGCACCGAUUUGAAAUCUGCGAUGAAAUAUGGCGAUUGGUACAAGACCAAGGAGAUUGUUUUGAAGGGUGAUGACUGGCUCAUUUCGGAACUCAAAGCCUCUGGUCUCCGUGGUCGUGGUGGUGCUGGGUUCCCCUCGGGAUUGAAAUACUCGUUCAUGAACUUCAAGGGUUGGGAUAAGGAUCCUAGACCCCGUUAUCUGGUCGUCAAUGCCGAUGAGGGUGAGCCAGGUACCUGCAAGGACCGAGAAAUCAUUCGGAAGGACCCCCAGAAGCUUAUUGAGGGUUGCCUGGUCGUCGGUCGUGCGAUGAAUGCCAAUGCUGCCUACAUUUACAUCCGUGGCGAAUUCUACCAUGAAGCGACCGUCCUCCAGCGUGCCAUCAAUGAGGCCUAUGAAGCCGGCUUAAUCGGCAAGAAUGCCUGUGGAACUGGAUACGACUUUGACGUUUACAUCCACCGUGGAAUGGGCGCCUAUGUUUGCGGUGAAGAAACUUCCCUCAUUGAGUCCCUGGAAGGAAAGGCAGGAAAGCCCCGCUUGAAGCCGCCAUUCCCCGCUGCUGUCGGUUUGUUCGGAUGUCCUAGCACAGUCACCAACGUCGAGACGGUCGCCGUCACGCCUACUAUCAUGCGUCGUGGAGCCAGCUGGUUCUCGUCAUUUGGUCGUGAGCGUAACGCAGGCACUAAGCUGUUCUGUAUCUCCGGCCAUGUCAACAACCCGUGCACCGUCGAAGAGGAAAUGUCGAUCCCCCUCCGCGAGCUGAUUGAGAAACACUGCGGAGGAGUCAGGGGUGGUUGGGAUAACCUCCUUGCUGUAAUUCCUGGCGGUUCCUCGACACCCAUCCUCCCGAAGUCUGUCUGCGACAAUCAAGUCAUGGACUUUGAUGCCUUGAAGGACUCCCAAUCCGGUCUCGGUACCGCCGCUGUUAUUGUCAUGGACAAGUCCACCGACGUUGUUCGCAGCAUUUCCCGUCUUUCAUCCUUCUACCGCCACGAGAGUUGCGGACAAUGCACCCCUUGCCGCGAGGGAAGCAAAUGGACGAUGCAGAUGAUGCAGCGCCUCGAGAAGGGCCAGGCCAAGCAACGCGAGAUUGACAUGCUCCAGGAACUCACGAAGCAGGUUGAGGGACACACGAUCUGUGCUUUGGGUGAGGCUUUUGCCUGGCCCAUCCAGGGUCUGAUUAGACACUUCCGACCUGAGCUUGAGGCUAGGAUCAAGAAGUAUGAAGAGGAACUUGGGAACAAGGAACCUUUCGCUGGUGGAUGGAAUCCGGAUAGCCGGGCUGAGGGCAAAUCCAUCUCUCCUGGCAUGUAAGGAAGAAGCAGCUGCCGAAAACAAAAUUUUGUAGAGUUGCGAGCAUUUCAUGCAACGCCGUCCAUAAUGCCAUGAGCCGGGAUUGAUCGGGUUUUCAUUUCCCUAAACAUUUCCUUUGUAUCUUUCUUCGUUACCUUUACCCUUUUCUUUUGAUGAUUCUUCCUGUACAGUCUUCUCUGGUAGCAAUUCAUUGGUGUCUUCGUCGUCAAGCUGUUGAUAGUGAGCGUCCUUAUAGAAGUUUGAUAAUGCAAGAUGGAUGUGGAGACAAGUUAGGUUUGAAGAAAAAAAUAUUAGAACUAUCUAG
Messenger RNA from Monascus purpureus, 1830 nucleotides. The record is from the annotation of a GenBank genome assembly. NCBI's taxonomy places the organism in Eukaryota, Fungi, Ascomycota, Eurotiomycetes, Eurotiales, Aspergillaceae.